CGGCUAUAUUCAGUCAGCAACCAGUUACCAUGACCUAAAGAUACAUUUUCUUUAAAAAAAGGCCUGAAAAUGGCUUCAAUUUUAAAAAACCAAAUUCUUAAGCAUCUUUCAAAAUUUACAAAGAAUUUAUCUCCUGACAAGAUCAACCUUAGUACACUUAAGGGUGAGGGAGAGUUAUCUAACCUUGAAUUAGAUGAAGCCAUUUUAAUGGAAUUGUUGGAUCUUCCAACAUGGAUGAGAUUAAAACGAGCUGUGUGUAAUAAAGUGUCAAUUAAGAUCCAGUGGACAAACUUAAAAUCCAAACCAAUAUGUCUGUAUCUGGAUGAAGUAAUUUUAGAAAUUGAAACUUGUGAAGAACCAAGACCGCCGAGUAAUCCAGCUCAUUUAGCUAGCUAUAGGUCUGGAGGAAAAUAUGGCUUUGUUGAUAGAGUUAUUGAUGGCAUCUAUGUCCAGAUAAAUUCUGUGUCUGUCAAGUUUAUUUCACGUCAGUUCAAUGCUACAUUACAGUUAUCCAGAGUGCAAGUAGGAAGUGUUACACCAACGUGGCAAAAGACUAGUCACCUUGGCAACACCAAGUUAAAAGAUCCAGAUAGAGGAGAAAUUCUAUUAUUCAAAGAAGUUGAAUGGCAGACGACACGAAUUGAAGCCACAGCAGUUGAAGGAGAAUCUAGUGAACAGUUUGUAACCACACCCCUCAGAUUUAUAGCCAACCAAUCAAAAAUCAGAAUUGCUAUCAAGAAAAAAUUAAGUGAUUGUUCCAUUAUAUCGACCAGACUGAUGCUAUAUUUAGAUGACCUCUUAUGGGUGUUAACGGACACACAAUUAAAGGCUGCAGUAUUAUAUGCCAACUCACUGAAGGAAACAAUAGAAAAAUCAAGAAGACAAAGUAAAAACUUAGCUGCUGAAAAACUACAGAGACAAGGUCAUGCUGGGAAUACACCAGCUGUACAACAGCCUCAGCAGACGUCUGCACACUUCAGUAGGUUUGAUGUGCAGACGACAUCAUACCACCUGAUCACCAGCAGGAUUGACCUUCACCUUUGUGAUGACAGCUCACCAGAUUCAGUUCAUGGUGCCGACCACAAUAAACAAAUAGAAGGCGGAGCUAUGCAGGUUACAAUACACAAGCUGUCAGUAGAUAUAUACCCCUACAAUACAGCUGGUGGCGAAAGAAAACAUUGGUUUUCUUAUAGUGAUAAUCAAGGAUCUCGUAAUCAUUGGGUACAACAACUGUUUAAUGCAUUCAAGAAAGAAGUGGGAAAAGCUAGAGAGACAUGUUUUGCUAAUUCACCUACUCAGUCACCUGCCCAUCAACCAACCAAUCAGAGAACACCAGAAAGAAGUUCAACCAAUCAGAAGACUCCAGAAAAGAUGUCUUCUGCUGCUAGUCAAAACCAACCAAAACCCAAUGCAUCACCUCAACCAACCAGAAAAACAUCUCAUUCUACCCCAAAACCAAGAACAACCAAACUUUUAGAAAGCUGUAUUGUUUUGAAGAUUGAAGAGUUUACAAUUUACCAGGUGUCGACUGCUGAUAAUACACGUAAUACACCAAAAAAGUUUCUGUCAUCUGAUAAAAAGCAGCUCCAUCUACCUUCAGAUACAUCCAUUCUCCAUGCAGAAUACACAGAGUAUUUCUUCCCAGAAGGCAUUGAUUAUCCAGUGCCACAUGCUAACCUAUAUAUUUUGAUCAACCCAAUUAGACUGAUGGUGGAUUAUCUAACUUUGUUGUGGACUAACUACUUCCUGUUAAACCUGGCUCAAAGUAUGAAUGCAGAACAAGACAGUCAGAAACCACCAGAACAUAUUGAUAUCAAACUGGAAUCGGUGAUGCCAAGAUUGAUAGUCCGUAUUGAUGAAAAACUGGGAACAGAAUCUGACUGUCCAGCAGGAAUGCAGAUACAGAUUUCUAAACUAACUGGUUCCAAUACACGUGUAGAGGAAGGAGAUACUUUAAAGGACUUGUCAGAUCUCAUAAACAAUUAUAGCGGAGCAAAUUUAUUUAACAGUGAUUCAUUCCCAAAUGAACAAAAUCCCAUUGUUACCAUUCCAAAACAUUUUGAAAAUCAUGCCAAGAUGGCCGACAAUGCAUUUAUUUGUCAGUAUGCAAAAGACUUGCUCACUCCAAAACAAACACUUUCUGAUAUAUCCCCAGGACUUGAGAUGGGUAAGGAAGCUUUAUCUAAACUGCUGAACACUAAUACAUUAAAACGUAAUGCUAAUCUGGAUUUUUGGAGUUUUACUGCAGAUCAAGUUUGGAUAGAUUUUAUUGGUAUUGCUAAAUCUCGACCUCUACCAUUUGUGCAAGCUAUUCCUUUAAAGUUUUGGAUAUGUCGACCACUGACGGUAGAUCAAUGGUCCCAUACAUCUAGUCAUUUUAAACUUGUGCCAAACGAACAAAGAGACAAUAGAACUUUGACAAGUCCAGAGCGUGAAACACGCAAGGCAAGAAUGCUUUUGAAGCAAUACUAUAAUGAGGAUAAGAAGUCGUGCAAUGAUGAUCUAGAAAACAAUAAGGAAAACAAAUCUUGUGACAAUCCGGAGGGGCGGAGCAAUAGUACGGGUGCCAAUGGGCAUGUGCAAUCGAAAUUUUUAUGUGAUAUCAAUCUAUUGGUUCAUGUUGGUGGACCAAUCAAAGCUCAGAUGACUCAUUUCCAGUAUUUAUGUUUACUACGUAUCAUGGACUCUUUUACAGUCUUUCAGUCCCAGUUAGCAGCCGAUAUGAACUAUUUUGAUCAAAGUUCAGCUGCUCCUGUGUUUAGGUUUGCGGUACCAAUAAUGAUUCAGGAAUUGGAAUUUGCGAUGAUUUGUCCCUCCAUUGUUCAGGCAUUGCCUAGCAACCAAGUGGAAAUAUCAACAGAUGAUAUGUCUACUAAUGAUAGCAGUUCAAUAUCAGAAGAAAAAUGUAGUUCCCAGCAGCCUCUACCAGAUAAUCAGGGUUUAGGUAUUGACUUUUAUCCUAAUGAAGACACAUCACUACAAGUUCAUCCUGUGAUAACCAAAUCUCUUAGUGAUUCAACAAUACAGUGUCACAUGUUAGAGGGUAACAUUCAAGGUCAAAUACCAGAGAUUGAAGUUACCCAGAAUCUAAAUGUUUAUUCAAACUCAGAAGUGAACUUGACUACUCAAGGUCAUAGUUACAGUUCUACACGAACAAAUGAUUCAGGUUACGGUUCAGAAAAUAAGUUUAGGCCAACUGCAGGCAAAGCAAAUAAAAUGAAAAAGUCCUUUGCAACAGCCAUGUUUAGCUUGACAGACAAAAUAAAAAAUCUUGCAGACGACAGCAGCUCAAAUGCUGAUGAAGAUACACUGUCGAUAAAAACUGAUAAUUCAGAUGAUGACACAGAUUUUGAAAUGUUAACUUUUGAUGAGAAUGAGUUUCCAGUAUUCUCACAUCAUAAAAACAGGUCAGAAACCGGGUCAGAGACAGACACUCAGGAUGGUAUGUCAACCAUGGGAGCAGAACUGGAUGCUGCUGUUGCUAAAGGCAGAGAACAGAUUUCUGUGAUACUAUAUAAAUUGUGUCAGCUCGAACUGAUACUUCAAAGUGAUGGGUUGGAUACUACAGCAAGGAUACAGUCACAGAAACUGCUAACCACUCAGCCUGGUAACAUGUGUUACGAAAAGUUCUUUUCUACUUUUGUAUCAAGGAAAGGUUUUAUGCAUACUAUGGCAGACAAUACAGAUGAUACUUCUAAAUCAUCAUUUCCUGUCAGAUUCAAACUGGUUUCUGGUCCCUCUGUACCAGAAGCUUGUCUACAGCAUGGGAUACCUAAACCUACAGUGGAAACCAGUUUAAUGGAUGUCAGGGCUCAGAAUUUUGGACUGAAGUUUACAAUGUCAGGCCUUACUAGCAUGAUGACCUUUAUAGAGGACACGGUCAGCUCUGUUGCCACGCCGAUGCAUGUAGAUGUUGACAGAUUCUUAUUGACAUUACAGGAUGAUGCAGUGCCGGUCAUUCAGGAGUCUGAAGUUCCACCCGUCACAGAACUCAUGAUUAGUAGGCUGAAAAUAACCAGAGGUCAGGAUGGAGUGCUCCAUCUCAAAGGUCAAACAAAAGGUGAAGACAAUAUAAAGGAAACAGCAAAACUCACAGAAGAUGCAGAAGUUGAAAGGAAUAAUCAUGCAGACGACAACAUUGAUCAAAAAUGGAAAACAAUUUCAGAAGAAAAUAGAGACCUUAAAAUUUUAUUGGACGAAAUGUCAUUGCAAAAAUUAAAAUUGCAAGAAAAAGUUGAUGCAAUAUCUAUGGAACUAACAACAAAAUGUGACACUCUUCAAGAAGAGAACAAAUCACUUGAGGAACAUUUAACAAAAAUGUCACAGCUGACAAACUCUAAGAUUGAAAUGGGCAUUAGUGGUAUUGAGAAUGAAAAUUUGAAAUUACAAGAAAGAGUGAUGUCUUUAGAAGAUGAAGUGAAGCAUGUAAAUCAGGAAAAAGAAUCUUUGAUCUCUACUUUAAAACUCAUGCAAGAUGAGUUGAUGCAGUCAGAACAGCUGCACCAUAAACGCACAUUGUCAAAUACGUCAUAGCAUAGUAGAAUUACAUUCCAAAAACGAGUUUGUACUUACGGUUUUAUUCAUGUGGCAUUACACUAAUUUAUCCAUAUCUGCUUCAUUUAUAAUUUAUUUUGUACAGUAUUGGUAUAUAAUAGCAUAAAAAAACACUUUGAGUGAAAUAGCCAUAAAAAAAUCAGUGACUUUUUAAAUUGAUUUUCAUUCAUUUAAAAAAAAAAAAGGAAAUUUGCACAAUUUGUUUUUCUGUAUAUUGAUAUUCAAUCACAUAAAGGGAGAAAACGAUAGCAAUAAUUUGUAUUUCAAUUUUAGAGGCUUUAAUAAAGUAGGGAAGCUCUUUUUAUAAGGCACAUUUAGUAUAAAAUCUCCAUAUCUAUGGAAACACAAAAUUAAAUAUACACAGUCACAAUUUGAUAAAAG
Molecule: messenger RNA, 4935 nt
Organism: Mytilus trossulus (common blue mussel)
Lineage: Eukaryota; Metazoa; Mollusca; Bivalvia; Mytilida; Mytilidae
Product: bridge-like lipid transfer protein family member 3B
Exons: 18
Coding region: 70-4533 (1487 amino acids)
Source: RefSeq, a predicted model, not a curated record